Molecule: messenger RNA, 6238 nt
Organism: Schistosoma intercalatum
Lineage: Eukaryota; Metazoa; Platyhelminthes; Trematoda; Strigeidida; Schistosomatidae
Source: the annotation of a GenBank genome assembly
AUCAAGUCGGUUAUUUGACCCGGGUUUUUCCUUAAGCGGUCAUGAACUGAAAUUUGGUUUUUUGUGAUCCAUGAUGCCUCAGAACUUAGGUUCCAUGGUUUUGGGACGCACCUUCAGAUCUGUCAUUUCUUCAUUCCACGGUGCUUACGAGACUCGUCUUACUUCUUUGAUGCAAAUAAUAUGAAUAAAUAUAAACGUUCCUCCAGUUGUCCAACCUUGACUUCACAAACCAACAGGACGCUUAGACGGGAAGUUUCAAAUAAUAGACGUCUGCUUAAGCGAAUCCAAAGGCAAUACCAUCGUCGGUUACCAAGACUUUUAGGAAAGCCAAUCAAGCUCAGUGAUUUGUUUGUGGCUGUAGUAUCUCGCGGGGGUUAUAAAAGAGUGUGCGAUCAUAGAUGUUGGUUAGAAGUAGCUCGGGAAUUAAAGCUACCUAGUGAAUGUGCCAAUGCAAGUGUUGGACUGAGAAGAAUCUAUUACCAAUUCUUAAGUCAUUUUGAAUUCAAAGAAUACCCUUCUCUCUCUGAACAGCUUUUGGUUCAAACUCUUGUCGAACCAGAUGUCACUCCUGAAGAUGCCACUUUACCACUUUCUUCCGUAGAGCGGAAUCUCGGUAUUGGGACAUCGUGUAAUCAUGCUCAUAUGACUUCCGUCCAGUCAGCGGUCGAUCUUUUUGAUCAGUCCCACCGGUCUCGUUUGUUUCCCUUGUUUCAGGAUUAUAAUUAUAGUAAUAAAGAGGUUCUGAAAACCGGUCAAGAUAAUGAUAUAUUUGACGUCAAUCCUAAUGCAGAUGAAUUUCCUGAUGUAUUUGAACCCUCACAACUGCGUUUAGUGGAAUCAGCAUUGUGUUCAGGUCUACCAAAUGAAAUAGAAGUUGCUUUAAACUCCCUUCUUGUUUUAUCUAUAACUCCAUCAUCUGGUUCAUCAACUAGUGUUAGGCUUGCUCAUUGCACAAACUUACUUUCUCUUCUCGUAGCAUCUGUUGGAAUAUAUGGAGAAGAUUUUGGGUCCUACAUCUCCUGUGAUGAAACUUGGGGACGUCAGAAUCAACUCAACUUUCUCAAAUUUUGGUACAGUGUUGUUCGUGAACCGUCUGGACGUAUAUUCCUCCGUCCUGAUGUUUUCAUUAAUACGGAAUACACUAUCGAUGAAAUUGGCACAAAUGAAGAAAAGGUUAUGCAUGAGCUUUUUACUCCGUAUUCCAAUCAGUAUUUUGGAACCCAUUGGCCAAUGGAAGGUUUUGAAGGUUCCCGUGUUUUGUUGAUCGCCACUAUUCUUGUUAACCUGGUGACUCCACCACCUGUUGCCUAUGCGUCAGUAGUCGAAGAUGACGAUGACGAACUAGAUUUUGGACCUAUCAUACCUUGCAACCUUUUCCCAAAUGGCUUGCCUCUUGUAACUUGGCGAGAAAAUGCACGUGUUAUUGCAGGAAGUCCAAAUGCACUUCGUUUUAUAUUUCUUUGUGCUUAUGCACAUCACUCAGGAUUGAGAUCCUUGGGGCUACAACUACUUUCAAGCAUACGUUAUCCCCUAGAUCCACCUAGUUUAUCACUCCCACUCGAUUGCCCAGAAUAUUGGACACCUUUAAUUGAUAACGGUUGUCGUCUUGGCCAGCUGACCUUAGCAUUUUUAACUCGAUGUAUUCUGGAAAGUAAUGAUCGGUGUGAUCUAAUUGCAGGUUUGAUGUUUCUGGCUAAUCUGACGAAAGUUCGUGAAAAAAUGAAUUUAUCUAGUCUUCUUGUCGGUCUACCUCAAACUGUUUGGCCCAGACUUGCCCAGUUGUUAUGCUUACCAGAUUUGGCAGUUGUGUGUGCUACUUUAGAGGCUCUUCGUUGCUUAACAAAUCUGGAUGCAACGAUGUGUUUAACUUGCUGGGAGUCCUGUUGCUUAAAUGUAAAUUCAUUCGAUCAAGAAAACAUUCCUUUUAUUUUACUCCAACCCUUGUUAGCAUUACUUACAUUAGAAGGCCAGGCGAUGGGUUCUCAAUCGCUUCAUCGCAUUAGACUUUUACCCCGAACUCCACAAGCUCAAAACGUUCAACCACAACUCCCUCAUGGGACCGGUCUACGAAUUCCUGCUCCUAGUCGUCUGUCUCCUAGUGUGAAUGAGCUCAAUCGAUCCAGGGAUGCGCCAGCAUACACUAAUGGGCAUGUGUUUAAGUCAUAUUUACGCCCAAAACUUCCUGUAGUACAUACAGUUCCUUUUGAUUCUUUUGAUAAUAACAAUAUUCAUAACUCUUCUACUUCAUCCUUCCGUAAUUUAAAGUUCGAAUCUAGUACUCAUUUAAAACAAUCCCCAAUUUCACCAACAUCUACUUGUAUAUCACAUCCAGUGUACAGACCUCAAAGCGGAAGUACUGCUUGCUCUGGUCUUAUCAACUUACUAUCUUCAGCACCACCUGCUUCAUCAUCACCUAAUAUUAAUAUGCCAGUUAUCAAUUCUACUUCUCCUAAUUCACCAAAAGUGGUUACACCUAGUCUAUCUGAACUGACGGAUAGACUUCAAAUGCCACCACCUUCCUUACCACCGCCAUCUGCAAUGCGACGUUCCAUAAAACGGACUCAUUCACGGACAAGUCUAAUUUCAUCUACUACUCAAGCGGCUGAUGCAGUAAAAGUUAAUAUUUCUUCUCCUUGUAGAACUAAUCACUCAUCAGGAAACAUGGCUGUAACAGAUCGAAUUAGUCCAACAUCUUUGCUGCUUGCGAAUUCGUGCAAUCUAAGAUCCCAACCUCAAGGAGACUCAGUUCCUGUAGGGGUAUCUAUAAACCCCAAGGAAAUUCAACAAACUGAUAAACAUGAAGUUUGUUCAGAAAAUUUUCCCGAUGAAUCUUUAAAUCAAAUAAAUAAUUCUCGUAAUUUACUACCUCAUUUGAAGCCAAUUGUGAAUUAUGAUACUUGUAACAAGAAAACCAGUAAUAAUAGUAAUAAUAAGGACGAGCUAGAUGACAGUGAAAUCAAGCCUAUUGUUAAUGGUGAAAAAACUAUUGAUCCUAUCAUGGACGGUGAAUUGAAAAGUCCAGUUAAUACUUUUCAUACGAAUGGUCUUCGAACUGGUAUUUUACAAGAAGCUGUUUUAGCUAUUCAAGACAGAAAAUUAAAGCAAACUUCUGAACAGUGUAAAUCAACUAUCAAAUGUGUCAAUGGUGUAUUAGAGACAAAGCGUGAACUAAUCUUAAGUACAAAAGAUAAUUCAAACACGGAUACUAACUCGAAUAAUGGUAAAUCAACGCCUUUUGAUGUAUGUGAGAAUUCAAAUAAAAAAUCGAGCAAGACUUAUUUAAGCAAUGGAUAUUUAACGGAUAAGAUUCAUGAAAAUGAAAAAGAUAACAGUUCACUAUGUGAAAAUAAUCCAUUGUACAUUGCUUCUAGUGGGAAUGGUAACGUCAAUAAUGAUGAUAUCAAUAAUAGUAAAAAAACUGAUGAACUGGAGAAAAAUUCAAAAUUCCGGUUUCGUGGUGUACAUUCUUCUCAUAGAUUCUUGAAGCGUCGACGAAAAUGGGGUUCAAAAAAUCGAUUGUUCACACCGAAGCGUCGACGUGAUCUGACGUCUAAACAUAUUGACUCGUCACCGACUUUGCAUGUUCCAUUAACGUUUAAUCCUGUACCUGGUUCUGUUCUGGAUCCUACUUGGAAACAACCUACCGAUCCAGUAUCAGUUCAAUCCCCUCCAGACACCAGUACUAGCAGUAGUAGUAGUAAGGCGAUAGUCGAACCCCCCUCAAGCAACGAUAACAAAAAUUCAUCAAUUUCAAAAGAUGUUAUGGACAAAUCAAGCAAACAUGAUUGUGAUGUUUCCGUGACCAGUGAAUCAUCAGAACGCAAUUCAGAAUCUGGCAAUACACUUUACAAUGCUAGUCUCACAUGUUCAGAGGAUCCAUCUAAAAUAGUUAACAUAGAAAAACCAGUAUUGUAUUUAUGUGAAUGGGAGUGUUGUACAGCUUCAUUUGAAUUGAAACACCAGGUUGCCUUUCAUGUUUACAGUACACACUUACCUAGCAAGGAAAGUUGGAAAGUAGAUGGGUCACAUCAUAAAUGUUCUGUUCAACUUGUACGUCGUUGCUGUCGUUGGCGAGGCUGUCAGUCAGCAUCACUGGCUCGAGCACCGUACGCUUUAAUGACUCAUGUGCUUGAUAUGCACUGCAGUCCAAGAGAAUUAGAAGCCCGAAGAUCAAAUCAUGCGAAGUCUAAAACUGAGUACAGAACUCGAAAUGAACAUUUUUCUGAUGUUAAUUCAUCGAUUGGAGAUACACAUCCAGAAUAUCCUUUAGUUGGUGAUCGUACAGGAUGGGGAAUCAUUCGUUCUGUUGAAGCUAAAAAUAUGCAAACUGAGCUGUUGGCUGCACAGCAUCAUUUUCUACUUACAAAUCCCAAUUGUCAUUCAAAUAUCUCAAUAAAUUCACUGGUUCAUUCAGGCAUGAAUAAUCCACCACGUGAAGGACCAGUAACAAAACAUCUUCGAGUAACUUCCGCACUUAUAUUGAAAAACCUAGCAGUACAUGUUGAUCAAGCGAGAAGGUGGUUACUUAAAGAGUCACAACUUUUAUCAGAAAUAGCAUUUGGCUGUACACCAAGCGAAACAGGAUUAAAAACAAACAAUGCCAGUCAUAUUAUUGCCCAAUGUUUAUCUAUAUGCACCUUAAAACAAAAUUCUACGAAUUGUGUUUUAUCACAUCCAUUAGAACGCCCAAUAAACAUUCCGUUAUUAUCUACAGACGCUUAUUCAUCGUUGAGAAUUCAACCGAAUGAAUCGACAAUGUAUCAGUUGAAAGAAUCUACUGUAGAUCUAGAUUCAGAUACUUGUAAUUAACAGUUAAAAGAAAAAGAAAUUGGCAGUACUUUUUAAAAAAGUGUAAUUCCUUAAUUCACAAUGCCUUUCCAUGUCUUGUAUGUUGUAGUAUUUCUUCAUAACUAUUUUGUUCAGGUUUAUUUCACUUACUCUUCCAUAUGUUAUUGUUGUGUAGAUAACAAACAAGCGUUGUUUCAUUUAUUCUCAAUCCUUCAAGCACUUCAGGGUUGUUACCGUGGAAGGCUUUAUUUCCACUUCAAAUGUGUUUACUUUUUUUGUACAGUUUCUAACAGUUAACCUCACAAAUUCUCUCUUCCUUUCUACAUAUGCACAUAUAUAUAUAUAUAUAUAUAUAUAUUCUUUAGUUAAUGUUCACUCUUUUGAUCUGUUGUGUACUUUGACAGUGAAUUUUGUUGAAUUGAUUAGAUAAUUCUAUUUAUAUAAUAUAUUCACUGUUGUAUUUCUAUUAUCAUUAUGAUUAUCAAUUCCGUGUGCAGCUCAACUCUUAUUUUUCUUUUUCAUCUUGAGACGAGAAUUUGUUCCCCCUUUUUUCCCCCACUGUUACCACACGAAAAUUGUUUUCAAAACAAUCUGUGUAUAUCUAUAAACACACACACACAUACAUACACACAGGUUAUUUAUUAACAGAACGCACUACUUGACCGCUUUCUAUAAAUAAUAGUUCAUCAAUCCUAUAUAUAUAUAUAUAUUAUUUAUUGUUUUAUCUCUGGUUUGUUCCUUUUAAAAGAAAAGUGGUGCCAAUUGUCGUGAUGAUAUCUUUUGGUUAACCUUCUACACUUCUUUUUCUUUUUUUAAAAAAACAACAACAGCCGAACCCCCUUACACUACUGCAUAUUUUGUAAUUAUCUGAGUUGCUUAUACACAUACGUAUAUAUAUUGUUUUAAAGAAGUUCUCAAUGAACUUCCUAUUAUGUUGUACAGUUUCUUGAUCAGAAUAUCCCAGUUUCUUUCUUUCUUUCUAAAGAUGAGUAAAUGUGUUUUCAUACUGAAUGAAUACAUGUGUAUAUCAAUUGUGAUAUACCCUUGUUAUAUAUACAUAUUUAAAGGAUUUAUUAUUAUUAUUCUUAUUGUUAUAGUCCUGUUUCUUUUGUCCAAAUAUGUCUAUUUUUUAAAUGUUUAUAUUCCCUUGUUUUUUCUCCCAUGUUUCUUUUCUCCGUCUCUCCAACUUUUCUCCAUAUGUAGCCCCUUUAAUCUUCCUAUUCUAAUUUAUUGCUUGAAUUUCUACACGAUACACCAAGGUUGUACAAUUUGGGGUUGUAAUAAUGACGGUAAGCCUGAUGAUAAUGACGAUGAUGAUGAUGAUUACGAGAACAAUAAUCUUAGUGCAUUUCAAUGUGAUUUUGAUCAACUCUUUUUUUAGUGCCUACUCAAGUGUUUGCGUAUUUUUUUUGUAUGUGUCUUGGUUACGUUAGUAUUAUUUAUGCAUUUG